AUGGAGCCUGAUGAUGAUACGGUCCCACUGGUGGAUUUCCCAAGCGCCAGAGUUGAAUCCUCCGAAGCUCGGCCCUCUGGCGAAUCACAUUAUCUGCACGAAAGUAUGCAGCCGGAAAGCCAAGACGCUGCCGAUUCCACUUCACCUCUGAGUUCAGCUGAGAGUAAUCUUUACGGUCCUUCUCCAAAGCUACCUCAGCUUUCUGCUGCAGUGGGAUCUGUCGUUGAGGUUGGAAGCCAGCCUGACGCGCGAAAGCGGUACGUUCAGGCUAACCUCGCCGCGCUAGGGAUUUUGGUGAUCCUAAUAUUGAUUACUAUUAUCUUUUCAACUUGGUUAGGCAUUGCCAUCAAACGUAAAAUCGUCAUGAAUGAUGAAGGUAAUGCCAUCUUUAGCUGGAGCAUGAAUCAAAAGAGCGCCAAAAUUAUCGAAUCCAUGUGGAACGCGGUGAUUUCCCCGGUGAUUUUUUUCUUUUUCGAUGCCUUCUUGUUCAGGGUCGCCAGAGUGACCAUGAUCAGUGAAAAGACUUCCCGUACGGUAGCUCUACGACCGCUGGUUGCGGCGAGUAGCACAGACGCUGGAACGUAUAACCCUAUCAAAAUCUGGGGAAUUGUUCGCAAGUCACGAUCAAGGUUGCUUCCGUUUGCGGUUUUGACAGUUCUCUCGGGAAUUUCAUUGGGAUCCAUCUCUAAUGUCGUCGCAUACGAAGCGUAUACUAAGACUGCAGGAGAAACCUCCGUACUCCUCCGGACUUUGAACGGGAUUGAAAGUCGUUCCACUCUUAUAUUGCCGCCGUCUCAGUUCUCAACUACUGAGCAGUUGGCAAACUUCACUGGUCAGGUGAACGGAAUGUUGACCGCAAUUUCAUAUCAGAAUGCUGAUGAUAAGCUGGAAUCUGACUCCUAUGUUGGAGUUAACGCAACGACGGCGUCGCUUAACGCUCUUUCUACCGAGAUAAUAAGACUGUAUAAUGUCCCGGGAUACAAAUUAUCCAUCGGCUGUCAAGCUCAGCCGCCAAAUACGUUUGAACCAGCACAAAUGGGCGGCUUUGAAGUCUCUAUCGCCCUGAUAGCUUCAGAUGGGUAUUUAUUCAGAGCGCGUUAUCCUGGUCAGCUCACGACAAUGGAGAGCGAAUGGUAUGAUCCCUUCAGAUUUAUCGGAUUCCGCCCUGACAAAAUGGAACUCUACCUCGGAUGUGCUCUUCGCUUCAAUCAGCCAGCCCACAAGACUCCAUAUGGCGAAAUGACCUUUAAGUCCUUUGAGAUGCCGCAAAGCGAGUUUAUCGGGACGAAAAAGCUGCAGUCCGUAUCUGGUUUACGAUGCAAAGUCACCCGUCAGACGGGUUGGCAUAACUUCACCCGCGAGAAAGACCUCUCGUGGAAACGCACCGCAAGCGUAUGGGACGGUCCGAAUGUCGACACUCCACUGACUAUCGCCGACUGGCAGGUGGCCCUGAACUUCCACGGCCCCGCAAACUCGACCGGGGUUGGCUUGGAGCCAGGCAUCGGCCCGGCAUUUUGGGCCAGUGCGAAAAUCCCGAACUCUGCAGCCGCUGCGUUUGCAGCAAAUAUAGACUAUCGUAUUCUAGCUCUCAACUUUCUCUACGCCGCCGGUGAAACAGAACGAGUGUCAUACGAGGUCCAGAGCGGCGCCAAUUUCGGAGGGGACGCCGCGAUCUUCGAAGUUCAAGCCACCAAAAGCGGCAUCUUCUAUCAGCUCACCUAUGUCCCUGUCCUUCUCGUCAUUGGACUGCUUGGCGUUAUAAGUGUUUGUCUCGUCUGCUUGGCCAUGGUUGGCAAAAAUUGGCGGUCCCAGACUUUCAAAGAAUGGAGGAAAGUUGAUUCCCUUAGGCUGCUGGUCGACGCCGUGGAUGUCUUGCGUGAUGAGCCCAACGUAAAAGAUCUACAGGAUGCAAGUAAUCACGAUUUGAGUCAGUGGGCCAAACGAUUUAACGUGCGUUAUGUCAAAUCAGUGCAUGAUGGUAGGAUUGUUCUUCAGCAUUAG
Endocarpon pusillum Z07020 is the source of this 2001-nucleotide messenger RNA. RefSeq lists its product as uncharacterized. NCBI's taxonomy places the organism in Eukaryota, Fungi, Ascomycota, Eurotiomycetes, Verrucariales, Verrucariaceae. The record is from RefSeq and is a predicted model, not a curated record. The coding region runs from base 1 to 2001 and encodes 666 amino acids. The transcript has a single exon.